UCCUCCCAGCAUCACAGCCCGCUCUGGCCAUCAUCACACUCACGUAAUAACGCUCCCGUGAACAAGCUGACUUGUUGGGGAUGCUUCAGGAUCUUACAUAUCUCUGACUGCUCGCUGCCCGAAACAUCAGCGACAUCUAAGGAGCGGGAUUGCUGAUCAGAGCAGUUCACUUCAUUAACGGUCGUGCUGUGGCAGGACACUCCCUGGCUACAGGGCACAAGCUGCCAUGCCAUUUGGUUGUCUCACACUCGGGGAGAAGAAGGAUUACAACAGUCCCUCUGAGGUGACUGACAAGUAUGACCUCGGACAAGUCGUUAAAUCAGAGGAGUUCUGUGAGAUAUUUCGGGCGAAGGACAGGAACACCUUGAAAAUGUACACAUGUAAAAAGUUCCACAAAAAGGACGGGAGGAAAGUGAGGAAAGCUGCCAAGAAUGAGAUAAUGAUCUUAAAGAUGGUAAAACAUCACAACAUCCUCCAGCUUGUUGAUGCAUUUGAAACUAAGAAAGAGUACUUCAUCUUCCUGGAGCUAGCGACAGGAAGGGAGGUCUUUGACUGGAUCUUGGAUCAAGGCUACUACUCUGAGAGGGACACCAGCAAUGUCAUGAGGCAGGUACUGGAGGCUGUAGCUUACCUGCACUCUCAGAAAAUCGUCCACAGAAACCUUAAGCUGGAGAACUUGGUGUACUAUAAUCGUUUGAAGAACUCCAAAAUUGUUAUCAGUGACUUUCAGCUGGCAAAGCUGGAAAACGGGCUCAUCAGGGACCCGUGUGGGACUCCAGAAUACCUUGCUCCUGAAAUGGUGGGAAGGCAGAGAUAUGGAAGACCUGUGGACUGUUGGGCAAUUGGCGUCAUCAUGUACAUACUUUUAUCCGGGAAUCCUCCUUUCUACGAUGACUCUGAUGAAGACGAGUCGGAUCGUGAUAAAAAUUUGUUUCUGAAGAUUUUGUCUGGUGACUAUGAGUUUGACUCCCCAUACUGGGAUGAUAUUUCAGACUCUGCCAAGAACUUAGUGGCAUCGUUGAUGGAUGUUGACCAAGACCAGCGUUUGACCGCACAGGAAGCUAUUGCCCAUGAAUGGAUUUCUGGAAACGCCGCCUCAGACAAGAAUAUCAAAGAUGGCGUUUGUGCACAAAUUGAAAAGAACUUUGCAAAAGCCAAAUGGAAGAAAGCUGUAAGAGUGACUACCCUGAUGAAAAGGCUUCGAGCAUCUGAUCAGGGUGAACCGGGAGCUGCUGGUGCCUCUGCAGGGGCUGCAGGUGACCCCGACACACCUGGAGGAGCUCCUGCUCCUCCUGCUGGUGGAGGCAGCAGUUUGGCUGCAGCCUUAAAAGCUGCUGCUCUGAAAGAAAAGGCUUCUGACACACAGACUGCAGCCACCCCUGCACCAUCUCUGCAAGCUGCUGUCCCACAGGAUGACCAGCAGCAGCAGCAGCAGCAGCAGCAGGCACGGUGCAACGGAGAUACCCCACAAAUGUUGCCACAAAGUAAAGAAGAAUAAGCAUUGAUGAAAAAGCACAAACAGGACCCAUGAGAACCAACAAGCACAUGUACAGCGAUUAAAUUUGGCAUCAUGAUUUUCUCUCUCUCUCUCUCUCUCUCUCUCUCUCUCUCUCUCUCUCUCUCUCUCUCUCUCUCUCUCUCUCUCUCUCUCGUUGUAAAGUAGCUUUUUUGUGGGUUUCCUAUUCCAUGAAAACUUUACAUUAAUAUUUUAUUGCUCAUGGUGUAAUUUAUUGAAACAAAUCUUUUCCAUUCAUCCCCUCACUGUAUAUACAUGUAUUUUUCUCAAAAAAAUGCUACUUUUUAGCUUUAGAGUUUAGAAAUUUGAUUUUAUCUCUUGUGACUUAAAAUUACGAGUUGGAAAAAUAUGUAAUUUGAUCAAAUUAUUGUUUAUCUUAAACAUACAGUAUAUAUGCAUCAAUUUAUAGUGUUUUGAGCAUAUUUGAGUUAAAUCUUUGCUCAAGAAUGAAUUAUACAUAAGGACAGUCUUGCUUGGUGCAUAUUUUUGAUUUGACGACAAGUUUUUAAAGAAAUAUUUAUAAGUGAGAUAUUUAAUGUAACACUGUAAGUUUGGAGCUGUGUUUAUGACUUUAGUCAACUUAGAAUUUUAAGACAACAAGAAAGCCAUUUUUAAGUUAAAGUGCCUUAACAUUUGUUGCAGCCAUGUUUCUAGACUUAAUUUCAAAAGCUUUCUUAAGAAUUUUAGCUGUUUUUUCUUAUUAAAUUUUAGGUCUUCAGUUGAUGUAUUGAUUCUUGUAUUUCUGUCUUCUUUCUGACUUCAUUUAAAACAAACAUUUUGAAUGUUCUGUGUGCUGUGACGUUUUAGCUGUUGCUGUGUCGUAGCCUGUAAUUAAUAAAUGAAGAGUUUAUUGUAGUCUAUACACUGUACGAUCAUGUAUAUUUACAUUGUGUGUGUACUUGUGUAUUUUUUAUUGUUUGUGUAUUUAGCAACAUUUAGCUGAGCAGAAAGGUCACUAUGUUGCUUGUGAAUGAAUAAAACAAGCAAUAUCAUGA
Molecule: messenger RNA, 2511 nt
Organism: Nothobranchius furzeri (turquoise killifish)
Lineage: Eukaryota; Metazoa; Chordata; Actinopteri; Cyprinodontiformes; Nothobranchiidae
Gene: camkva
Product: CaM kinase-like vesicle-associated a
Biological process (GO): peptidyl-serine phosphorylation
Cellular component (GO): intracellular anatomical structure
Molecular function (GO): ATP binding; calcium/calmodulin-dependent protein kinase activity; calmodulin binding
Source: RefSeq, a predicted model, not a curated record